AUGAGUAAUAAAACUUUACCAUAUUGUUGUGAACAUGGAUUAAAAGAUGAAGUUAUAGCAUUAUUAGCCAAAGGUGAAGAUGUAAAUCAAAAGGAUGGUUCAAAUAGAUAUCCACUUCAUUAUGCAGCAAUUGGUGGAUAUAUAGAGAUAGUUGCAAUGUUAUUAGAGAGAGGAGCAUUAGUAAAUUGUUCAACACCACGUGGAGCAACACCACUUCACUAUGCAAGUAGAGGUGGUCGUAUCGAAUGUAUUCAAUUACUCAUUGACAAUAAAGCAGAUGUAAAUUGCAGAGAUGGUGCAGGUAGUACACCACUUCAUACAGCUUUACAAUGCAAUGAAACUAAAUGCGCCAUUGCACUAAUUGAAACCUUUGGUGCAGAUGUAAACUUAAAAACCGCUGAAGGUUCAACUGCACUCCAUUUAGCUUCUGCUAGAGGUUUAGUACCUGUCAUUGUUGCUCUCUUGGAAAAUGGUGCUAGAGCUGAUGUUAGAGAUUCAAAAGAAAAUUCACCAUUUCAAUCUUUACCAAUUAAUUUAACUGAAAAUGAAAAAAAAGAAAAAAUUGAAAAUUCAAUUUCUCAAGAUAUUUCAAAAUUAUUUAAUAUUAAUAAAAAUAGAGAAUUUAGUGGUGUAGGAAAAAAAGAAGAUGAUGAUAAUAAUAUGAAGAUAGAUAAACAAGAAUCAGAACAACAAUCAACAUCAGAUAAACUUUAUUCAGAUAUAACAUUUUUAAUUGAAAAUCAAAAAGUUUAUGCACAUAAAUGUAUAUUACAAGCUAGAUGUCCAAAUUUUAUGUCAUCAAUUAAUAAUAAAAUAGAACAGCAACAAUCACAAAAACCAAUAGAAAUUAAAGAUUAUUCAUUUAAAUUAUUUUUAUCAUUCAUCGAGUGGAUAUAUACAGGAUCAAUUGAAAAGUUUGAAUCAACAUCAAAAUCAAUUGAUUUAUCAUUUCAAUUUUCAAUAUUAUUAAUGGGUGAAAAGUUUGAUUGUAAAGGAUUAGUAUCCUAUUGUAGAGAGUUUAUUAAGGAGAGCAUUGGUGAUAGUAAUGUUGGUUCCAUUUGGUCAAUCAUUAAAAAGUUACCAACUUCAACUCGUUCAAAUUUAGGUAACCUCGUUCGUGAUUGUUUAAUUACAAUGGUAAGGAGUUGGAACAUUUUCACAAUGACUAAAACUUUCUCAACUGAUAUCAAUAAAUCCGAUAUCAUUGAAAUCAUUAAAUCACUUGCUCCUUUCAUUACCGAAACUCCAAUCUCUGAAAUUAAACAGACUCGUACUGCAAAUGCAAAUGCUUCAAAUUCAAAUCAAUCUAAAACUCCUGCAAAACGUACUUCAACUACUAAUACCAAUAAUAAUAUACCACAACAAAAUAUUACAUCUUCAAAUAAUACACCACAACAAAAUACAUCAUCAUCAUCAUCAUCAUCGACAACUUCAUCAACACCUUCAAAAUCAUCAUCAUCAACACCUUCAAAAUCAACCUCAACUUCAUCAUCAUCAUCUUCAUCUUCAUCAUCAUCAUCAUCAUCAUCAUCAAAUUAUUCAGAUUCAAUGAAUGAAAAGAAUUUAACAUUUUGUAAAGGUUUAAUAAAUGGAAUGUUUAAAAAGAAAACAUCACUUGCAUUCCAAAGACCAGUUGACCCAUUGGCAGAAGGUAUUCCAGAUUAUUUCGAUGUUAUUAAACAUCCAAUGGAUUUAGGUACUAUCAAGGGUAAAUUGGAUAAUAAUGGAUAUUCAACUAUUAAAGAUUUUGCAGCAGAUGUUAGAUUAAUGUUUGAAAAUGCAUUAACUUAUAAUGCAGAUUCAUCACCAGUUUGGAAACAUGCUAAAACAUUACUCAAUGCUUUCGAUCAAAAGUUUUUACAAAAUUUCCCAAAUGAAAAACCUCCAACCUAUAAACCACCACCACCAACCCCAACUCCAAUCCCAACACAACAACAACAACAACAAUCAACUUCUUCAACAUCAACACCAACCUCUGAAAAAAAGAGAAAACAUGAUGAACAUGUUAAAGUAAAAGAAGAUACAAAUUCUGCCCAACCAACUUCUUCAUCUUCAAAUCAUACAAAUGGUGAAAAUGCUUCAUCUUCAUCUUCAUCAUCAUCUUCAAAACAAUCAAAUAAUAAUAAUAAUAAUAAUAAUAAUAACAAUAGUAAUUCAACAACAAAUUCAUCUUCAUCAUCAUCAUCAACUACUACAACACAAAAGAAAUACUCUGAUGAAGAAAGAAGGAGUUUAAUGGAAAGAAUUAAUGAAUUAGCUCCUGAUGAUGUUCAAGAGGUUUUAAAUAUUAUCGAUCCAAAUGCAAUCAAACAAGCUGAUGAAAGUCUUGAAAUCGAUAUGUAUCAAAUUGAUGAUAAAAAUUUAUCACAAGUUGAAUCAUUUAUUAAUGAAUGUUUUAAAAAACAAAAACAAGAUGAAUAA
Dictyostelium discoideum AX4 is the source of this 2421-nucleotide messenger RNA. RefSeq names its product ankyrin repeat-containing protein. The transcript is spliced from 2 exons. The record is from RefSeq and is a predicted model, not a curated record. The coding region runs from base 1 to 2421 and encodes 806 amino acids. Lineage: Eukaryota; Evosea; Eumycetozoa; Dictyosteliales; Dictyosteliaceae.